Molecule: messenger RNA, 921 nt
Organism: Penicillium brevicompactum
Lineage: Eukaryota; Fungi; Ascomycota; Eurotiomycetes; Eurotiales; Aspergillaceae
Gene: tpcM
Product: methyltransferase tpcM
Exons: 1
Coding region: 1-921 (306 amino acids)
Molecular function (GO): S-adenosylmethionine-dependent methyltransferase activity
Source: RefSeq, a predicted model, not a curated record
AUGUCCACAGCAAGCGAACACAAAGAGCCCACAACACUGCCUCAACCUAAUCAGCAGUUUGGCUUCAGUGGAGUCAACUGGUCGGAAUACAUCAAGUUCCGACCAAUUUACCCAGCCUCCUUUUUCCAGAAAAUCUUUGCCUAUCAUUCCCAGAAGUCAAAAGCAACAUGGACCACAGCACAUGAUGUCGGUGCCGGCUGCGGCAUUGUGUCGGCGAGUCUCGCGCCUCAUUUCAACAACGUUGUAGUGUCAGAUCCCAACGAGGGCUAUACCACACUUGCGCGUAAACUUUUGGUCGAGGAAUCUCGAUUCCCGUCAUCCAAGCUCAGAUUCCUGCAAGAAAGCGCCGAGAACAGCUCUUUGGAGCCAGGCUCUGUUGACCUGAUCGCGGCUUGCGAGUGUAUACAUUGGACGAUACCCGAUGUUGCGAUCAAGGGCUUUGCGCGAGAGCUUCGUCCCGGUGGAACUUUGAUGAUCUCCCUCUAUACUCGGCCAUACAUUGUCAAUAACGAUCGUGCUCACAGAGCUUGGAAAGCCCUUUUCAGUUUCUAUGCCGAUCAAGUAAAAAGUCCGCUGUUGGAUCAUGCGGUUCGAAUUCUGAAUUCGGGGACCGAAUCUUGGGGUUAUCCUGAGGAGGAUUGGGAGUCUGUGAAGAGAGUCUAUCUCAAUGCUGAAGGGACUCUGGAUACUUUCAAGAUGAAUGGACUUGCGGCUGAAAGUCAGGUCAAGGAAGGGGAGGAAAUUGUUUGGGAAGAGAACGUCGAAGAUUGGAUGGACGAGCAAGAUGUGGAGUGGUUCAAAGGAUAUGCCGCUACAUGGUCGAAACCAGAUGUGGAAGAAGACAAAGUGAAGCCUCUCUGGGACGAACUGGAGCAGGCUCUGGGGGAAAGAAGGCUAGAAUUGCUACACCAGUUGCUUUAG